This is a messenger RNA of Oncorhynchus gorbuscha (pink salmon), 1807 nucleotides long. It is a transcript of the gene mrps15, whose product is annotated as mitochondrial ribosomal protein S15. The transcript is spliced from 8 exons. Gene Ontology annotation, cellular component: ribosome. The coding region runs from base 115 to 927 and encodes 270 amino acids. Gene Ontology annotation, biological process: translation. NCBI's taxonomy places the organism in Eukaryota, Metazoa, Chordata, Actinopteri, Salmoniformes, Salmonidae. Gene Ontology annotation, molecular function: structural constituent of ribosome. The record is from RefSeq and is a predicted model, not a curated record.
UGAUUGGUUAUGUCUAAUCAAAAUGGCGAUCCUCAUGUGAGGGACGAAUGCUGUUUACUCGUUACAUUUUGACCAUUAAUACCGGACAUAUAUCAAAUCAUCUCUGAAUCAGCCAUGUUAUCAAGCAUGGCUUUAAGAAGUGCUUUUAAAUCGACAUCUGUCGUUCUGCGAGAAUGUGGUGUUUUAUCCAGGCUGAAAGGAACCUAUGCGUCUCUCCAAUUGAAACAUGGGGCAUUCACCUCUGUCACCACAGGGCCUUCACACAGCCACAAUGAGACUGCAUUGACAGGUAUUGGGAGUUUCGCCAUUCAGUCUGUGAGAAACUAUGCCCGUGUCGUAAGAAAGAAGAAGCCAGUGAUGACAAGUCAGUUGAGUGAUCUUCCUCCGACAAUGCUGAAAAUGGAAUAUGCCGCUGUUCCACUCGCUCAAACAGCUGAUGACCUUGUCAAAAGACUUCUGACACUGGAACUAGCAAGCCAUAGCGAGAAGUUGAAAUUAAAAACGGAGCAGCUGAUUGCAAAAGUCCAGAGGGAUGAAGCUGACCGCAGCUCUUCAGAAGUCAAGGUGGCCAUUUUGACCUCCAAAAUCCGAAACUACCAGGAGCACCUGCACAAACAUACAAAGGACAAAGCGAACAAGCGAUGGAUGCUCAUGGCCAUUGACCGCAGGAAGAAGCUGCUCAAGCACCUCAGGGUAACGCGCUACGACGCCUUUGAACAUGUCUGCCAGCAGCUGGGCAUCACCUACACUUUCCCUCCGGAGUACUACAGACAUGCCACCCGACGCUGGCUGGCCAAGAAGGCCCUGUGCAUAAAGGUCUUCAAAGAGGUGCAGAAACAGAAACUGGAGCAAAGGAAGAAAAUUAAACAGACCCCUCCCCCCACUUUGGCAGAACCAGCCAGGACAGCAGCUACAGGAACCCAAUAAACUGCCACAGUAUCCAAUGUCUGUCUUACUCUAUGCAUUCAGUCUUGCUCUCAAUGGACAAAUUAGUUUUGCAUGGCCCAGUGAGCGGGGUUUGCUCCUUUUCGACCAUUCCAUUUGUCCUAAGGAGAAAUCUCCACCCACCCAUGCCACCAGUUCAUGUAAAAUUAAUUACAUUUACAUUUACAUUUAAGUCAUUUAGCAGACGCUCUUAUCCAGAGCGACUUAUAAAUUGGUGCAUUCACCUUAUGACAUCCAGUGGAAUAAUACAUAAUUGUCCCAUGUAUUGUUAUACUGUAAUAAGCAACAUGAAUAACUUAUUGUCUGUAGUACACCAAGUCUUCAUUCUUCUUGUCCCUUCUGCAAGUAGAUGCAUCAUCAAAUAAAUGCAGUGACGCAGAUAUGUGGUUUUGGUGUGGGCAAUGUCUAUGUGCUCUGCAUAUGUGACCUGAGAGUGUCAAAUAAACCCACAAUGAAUAAUUUAAUAAAAUGUAUUGUAUAAUCCAUUUGUUUGCUCUCUUUAAAAAAAAAACACUUUUAUCUCAUAUAGUCACUUGUGUAUGGUGAUAUGUAACUACCCCAAUUGAGAGAUAAAACACUUCUACUUGAUGCUGAUUAAAAUGCUAAUGAAAGAUGAGAAAAGAGAACAUUACGCCCUAUGGUUGAACUGUGGUUGAAACUGAAGUGUAAGAUUAAUCAUAUGAUGACUUUCCUGAACAUAGCUUGUAAUCGUGUUUACGAGAACUGAAAGAACAUCAGAUAUCUGGUGUUUAUCGACCGACUUAUGUUAAACCAAGGUUAUACUCAUGAUCUGUCACCUGUGAAUUGACCUUAAAACCUAUAAUACUGUGGAAUGGUGAGGUCAUUAAACAACUUAACUGUC